AUGUCCACCACCGCACCAGCAAAAGAGAUCCCAAAAGAAGUCGAAGAAAAGGCCGGAGGAUUGAAGCCCGUCGUUCUUUUGAAGACUCCAGAAUUGGUCCAAGGCGAUACUUAUAUGGUUAUGCCAAUGCAUCAAUCACAGCCAUGCUUCAAAAAGGGAUUGAAAUACAGCGAAUUUGAAGACUUGACUCCAGCUCUUGCAGGCCAGACUAUUACCGUUAGAGCUCGUGUUCAAGCCGUUCGAGGAAAAGGUGGAAUCUGUUUCUUGUUCUUAAGAAAGGGUAUUUACACAUGCCAAGCUGUUGCUACUGUCUCUGAAACUGUACCAAAGGGUCUUGUCACGUUCUGCCAGAAAUUGUCUGCAGAGUCCAUUUGUGAUAUCACCGGUGAGGUCCAAAAAGUCGAAAAGCCCAUUGACAAAGCCACACAACAAGACGUCGAAAUUCAUAUCACUAAGAUCUGUGUCGUCUCAUUGGCGGAAGUCCCACUCCCAAUGCAAAUUGAAGACUUGACCUUCCCCAAUUCAGUCUUUGAGGAACAAGACAAGGAAAUUGCUCUUGUCGAUAAGAAGAUUGAAGAGUUCCUUGAGAAGAACAAAGGAAAGGAUCUCACUAAAAGACCAUUGAAAGACGAAUAUGCUAAGUUGACAAAGGAGAAGGCAUCUGCACAGAGAUAUGUCAAAGUGUCACAAGACAUGAGACUUGACAAUAGAAUGCUUGAUUUGAGAACAGUGACUAACAUCGCCAUCUUCAGAAUUCAAUCUGCGUGUUCCGGACUCUUCAGAGAGUAUUUGACAUCGAAGAAGUUUGUCGAGAUCCAUACCCCAAAGUUGAUUGGAUGCUCUUCAGAAGGAGGAUCUAACAUCUUCGAAGUCAAAUACUUCGACAGAAAAGCGUAUUUGGCUCAAUCGCCACAAUUGUACAAACAAAUGGCUAUCAUGGGAGACUUCAGAAGAGUCUUUGAAGUCGGACCCGUCUUCAGAGCAGAGAAUUCUAACACUAGAAGACACUUAACGGAGUUCGAAGGACUUGAUAUUGAGAUGGAAAUCAAUGAAGACUACCACGAGUGCAUCGAUGUUAUGGAAGGGAUCUUCACUUUCAUCUUCGAUGAGAUCCCAAAGAGAUUCCCCGACGAAUUGAAGGUCAUUAGAAAACAAUUCCCGUAUCAGGAUCUUGUGUACAGACCAUUUUUGAGAUUGAGGUAUAAAGAGGGUAUUGAGAUGUUAAGAGCAGCUGGCGAGACUAUUGGCGACUACGACGAUUUCACAACACCACAGGAGAUCUUACUUGGUGAGUUGAUUAAGAAGAAGUACAACACCGACUUCUACAUAUUGGAUAAAUUCCCAUCAGCGAUUCGACCAUUCUAUACUAUGCCAGAUGUCGAUGAUCCUCACUACUCUAACUCAUACGAUGUCUUUGUGAGAGGACAAGAGAUCACUUCGGGCGCUCAACGUAUUCACGACCCAGAAUUCUUGAUGAAAAGAUGCAUCGAAAAGGGUGUCGACCCAGCUACUCUUAAGGACUAUAUCGAAUCAUUCAGAUUUGGUGGUUGGCCACACGCUGGCUGUGGAAUCGGACUUGAAAGAAUCACUAUGCUCUACUUGGGAAUCCCUAACAUCAGAAAGGUCACUUUGUUCCCAAGAGACCCAAUCAGACUUAACCCAUAA
Molecule: messenger RNA, 1665 nt
Organism: Entamoeba invadens IP1
Lineage: Eukaryota; Evosea; Mastigamoebida; Endamoebidae
Product: aspartyl-tRNA synthetase, cytoplasmic, putative
Exons: 1
Coding region: 1-1665 (554 amino acids)
Biological process (GO): aspartyl-tRNA aminoacylation
Cellular component (GO): cytosol; cytoplasm; aminoacyl-tRNA synthetase multienzyme complex
Molecular function (GO): aspartate-tRNA ligase activity; ATP binding; RNA binding
Source: RefSeq, a predicted model, not a curated record